Messenger RNA from Debaryomyces hansenii CBS767, 1122 nucleotides. It is a transcript of the gene ARC1, whose product is annotated as Arc1p. Gene Ontology annotation, cellular component: methionyl glutamyl tRNA synthetase complex. The transcript has a single exon. The record is from RefSeq and is a predicted model, not a curated record. NCBI's taxonomy places the organism in Eukaryota, Fungi, Ascomycota, Pichiomycetes, Serinales, Debaryomycetaceae. Gene Ontology annotation, molecular function: tRNA binding. Bases 1 to 1122 code for a protein of 373 amino acids.
AUGGCUGACUUUAUCUCCAAGUUCAAAGCUUUGUCUUUGAAAGACAUUUCAGAAGCCAAUGACUCCCAAUUCCCGCAAUUAUCCAACGAGGAAAAGGCAUUAGCUUCUCAAUUCGAGACUUUAUCAACUAGAUUCGACGAACCUGAAUCAUUGACAUCGUUGAACGAAUCUUUGAAAACCAAAACGUUUGUUGCUGGUAAUGUCCCAUCUAAGGCUGAUUUAGUUGUUUUUGAAAAGGUCUUGCCAUUGGCAUCGAAGUGGACGUCUAACGACGAUCUUGCUAAAUUCAGACAUGUCUUGAGAUGGGCUGAUUUAGUUCAAAAUACUUUAGUUGACGUUCCAGAAUCCGAAAAAUUGAAGAUAAACUACGAUGCUGCUAUUCCAAGAGAAGUCAAGGAAAAGAAGAAGCCAGCUGCCGCUGGCGCAGCUGGCGCCGCCGGAGCUGCACCUGCUCAAGCAAAGCCAAAGGAAGCCUCUACCGACGAUAAGAAGGGUGAACCAUUAUCCGAAGAAGACAAGAAGGCUAAGGCAGAAGCUCAAAAGGCCAAGAAGGCAGCCAAGGCGAAGGCUAAGGCAGAAGCUAACGCAAAACAACAGGCUGCUGCUGUUCCUCCAAGCCCUGCUAUGAUUGAUUUCAGAGUUGGUUUCAUCCAAAAAGCAGUCAAGCACCCAGAUGCCGAUGCCUUGUAUAUGUCUACCAUUGACAUGGGUGAUGCAGAAGGUCCAAGGACUGUUUGUUCUGGGUUAGUCAAAUAUAUCCCAAUCGAAGAAAUGCAAGAGAGAUAUGUCGUUUGUAUUGCUAACUUGAAACCAGUUACCAUGAGAGGUGUUAAGUCAUGUGCUAUGGUAUUGUGUGCAUCUAAUGAAAACACUGUCGAAUUCGUUAACCCACCAGCAGGUUCUAAGGCAGGUGACAAACUUUUCUUCGAAGAUUUCAAUGGUGAACCAGAAAAACAAUUAAAUCCAAAGAAGAAGAUUUGGGAAGCCGUUCAACCACACUUCUCUACUAAUGACAAGUUCGAAGUUACUUACACCGAAGAAGGUAAAGAACCAAAGAGAUUAGUAAAUGCCAAUGGUGAGUUAUGUAAGAACUCAACUAUUAUCAAGGCUGAUGUUAAAUGA